Messenger RNA from Fukomys damarensis (Damara mole-rat), 881 nucleotides. It is a transcript of the gene Tssk6, whose product is annotated as testis specific serine kinase 6. The coding region runs from base 1 to 822 and encodes 273 amino acids. The record is from RefSeq and is a predicted model, not a curated record. NCBI's taxonomy places the organism in Eukaryota, Metazoa, Chordata, Mammalia, Rodentia, Bathyergidae. Gene Ontology annotation, cellular component: cytoplasm. The transcript has 2 exons. Gene Ontology annotation, molecular function: tau-protein kinase activity; protein serine/threonine kinase activity; ATP binding. Gene Ontology annotation, biological process: protein phosphorylation; microtubule cytoskeleton organization; intracellular signal transduction.
AUGUCGGGCGACAAACUCCUGAGCGAACUCGGCUAUAAGCUGGGCCGCACGAUCGGCGAGGGCAGCUACUCCAAGGUGAAGGUGGCCACCUCCAAGAAGUACAAGGGCACGGUGGCCAUCAAGGUGGUGGACCGGCGCCGCGCGCCUCCAGACUUCGUCAACAAGUUCCUGCCGCGGGAGCUGUCCAUCCUGCGGGGCGUGCGGCACCCGCACAUCGUGCACGUCUUCGAGUUCAUCGAGGUGUGCAACGGGAAGCUGUACAUCGUCAUGGAGGCGGCCGCCACCGACCUGCUACAAGCGGUGCAGCGAAACGGGCGCAUCCCCGGGGCGCAGGCGCGCGACCUCUUCGCGCAGAUCGCGGGCGCCGUGCGCUACCUGCACGACCACCACGUGGUGCACCGCGACCUCAAGUGCGAGAACGUGCUGCUGAGCCCGGACGAGCGCCGAGUCAAGCUCACCGACUUUGGCUUCGGCCGCCAGGCCCACGGUUACCCGGACCUCAGCACCACCUACUGCGGCUCGGCUGCCUACGCGUCGCCUGAGGUGUUGCUGGGCAUCCCCUACGACCCCAAGAAGUACGACGUGUGGAGCAUGGGCGUCGUGCUCUACGUCAUGGUCACUGGGUGCAUGCCCUUCGACGACUCGGACAUAGCCGGCCUGCCCAGGCGCCAGAAGCGCGGCGUGCUCUACCCUGAGGGCCUGGAGCUGUCCGAGCGCUGCAAGUCCCUGAUCGCCGAGUUGCUCCAGUUCAGUCCCUCCGCCAGGCCCUCGGCGGGCCAGGUAGUGCGCAAUAGCUGGCUACGUUCCGGGGACUCCGGCUAGGAGCUGGGGUUCCAGGGCUGCACCGCGGACCCGCGCAGUAGAGGGGCCCCGCUGCGCAC